Molecule: messenger RNA, 454 nt
Organism: Frankliniella occidentalis (western flower thrips)
Lineage: Eukaryota; Metazoa; Arthropoda; Insecta; Thysanoptera; Thripidae
Exons: 3
Coding region: 122-454 (110 amino acids)
Source: RefSeq, a predicted model, not a curated record
ACCAAUUCACUUACUUUUCUUAUAUCGCUCAGGCUCAGGUCCACUGUCCAUCCCAUUUUCAAUAUUGGCUGGGCUCUGGGCCAUUCCCAACGAGAAUCGACUGCAAGCAGACCCAUGAAGGAUGCUGGAACAAGGAGAAGGAAAACUAGCCUUGAUGAGAAGUGAGGAGACGGGAGGCUUCAAUGAGGAAGAAAAGCUACUUGAUUCUUUGCAACAACUAUCCGACAGAGACCCAACAUCUACAAUUCACUUGGUUCAAAAUGACAACGGCUUGUUGGAAUUCCUCCUCUCGCAAACAUCUUCAAAGAAGAAAACCACAUGGCAGUACCCUACAUUGGUGAUAGUGGACACUACUUGCAAGGCUUUGAGUAAGCCAAGAGAGCAUGAGGUACCUCGGUCUAAUAUCUUUGAGAAUUUAGUUAUCUGCAUUGACCACUUAAGUUGUCACUUCUAA